AUGAGCAUUCCAAUGAAAUGCCAGGUCCAUCUCAUCAAUAGACCAAUACAUCACAAGUUCUCGGGGGCAAAUGAGGGGCAGAGCUUUCAGGCUAACGACUGCUGCCGGGCUGUCUUGUUUGCAGAGUGCAACCAGCUGGUGAGCGUGGCGCCUUACACCAAGGUGACGGCCAGCACGCACCCGUCGUGGUCGCGCAAGACCUCCUGCCAGCCGGACAACGCGGAGGUGUUCGGUCACCGCGCGUGGUGCCCCAGACACACAGACACUCACCAGUGGCUUCAGUUCGACUUGGGUCCGCCCAUUCUAGUGACAGGAAUUGUCACCAAAGGUCGACCAGACACCAAACGCUUGCAAUGGGUCACAGCCUACACCAUCACUUACAGCAACGAUUCCCUCGUCUGGUACACCUACAAGGAAAGCAAUCAUCUGCACUCAAAGCCGUUCGUGGCGCGCUUCGUGCGCGUGCACCCGGCGGCGUGGAGCCAGGGCAUCGGCCUGCGUUCCGCCGUCAUCGGCUGCCCGCACCGCGGCCCCUGCCCGCUCGGCUUCCUGCGCGUCACCGGCGCCGCGCGCUGCGGUGAGAGCACCGCACAGCUACAGGCGCGCAGGCGCACGCGCACCUCUGCCCGCCACGGCUGGAAGGACUGGACGUACGGCAACUCGGCGCUGGCCGUGGACGGCGACAAGGACGCCUCGCUGUCGCGCUGCGCCAUCCUCGACAACUACUACGUGGAGCAACCCAUCUGGAUGGUGGACCUGGGCUGGCAGGAGCCCGUGCUGGGCGUCAUCCUCACCACGUGGCAGGGGAUCGGGCAAGAUAAAAACAUCUUGUACCACGACUACCUGCUCAACCUGGACCGACUGACGGUGUACGUGUCGGACCGGCCGCGCCUGGAGGCGUACCAGCUGUCGCCGGUGCCCGAGGGCAACGUGUCUCGCUGCACGUCCGUGUCGCGCGCUCACAGCGCGCUCUUCCAGCCGCGCCUGCACUUCGACUGCGGCCAGACGCUGACGGGCCGCUAUGUGUACGUCAAGGCCGCGGGCGUGGCCAACCGAUGGAACCAGCUCUUCUCAGCCGUGCUCUGCGAGGUGGAAGUGUAUUGACGGACUCGACGGCCGAAGCUGGACUUCUAGCCGCCGAGCGCAACAUGUUCGUAGCGCGGAACUUUAAGGAAGAAGCUUGUGGGAAGUUCCUCUGUUCCAUGACAGAGGGCGAAGUGACGAACGGUUCGUCAAUUCAGGUGACAAGUGCGGCCAUGAGCAUCCUAUACUCGUAUUAAUGAACGAAGUGAUUGUUAACCGCUCUUCGGUUGUUCGGUGUUCUGUACAUUGUACCGUAUUAGGUCACGUGUGCCCACGGCACUUCGAAUAUUUUCGGAUUAUUUGUUCCCGGUUCUAGAGACAAAUGGAGGACAAGAAAAUCAGUUUUGGGGGGGAUGCUACGACGACCCAGUAAACAAAGUCACUGUCAAUCACUUUUUCCCCGUUACUCCGAGAACAUUUGAGAACUGGUCCAGCAAUUGACCAAUACUUUCUACCUAUCCGCUGUGGGUUUUUCUCGAGAAUUCGUCCACAGUAUAAAGACG
Molecule: messenger RNA, 1586 nt
Organism: Gryllus bimaculatus (two-spotted cricket)
Lineage: Eukaryota; Metazoa; Arthropoda; Insecta; Orthoptera; Gryllidae
Source: the annotation of a GenBank genome assembly